Molecule: messenger RNA, 1132 nt
Organism: Melitaea cinxia (Glanville fritillary)
Lineage: Eukaryota; Metazoa; Arthropoda; Insecta; Lepidoptera; Nymphalidae
Product: aldo-keto reductase AKR2E4-like
Exons: 8
Coding region: 57-1082 (341 amino acids)
Cellular component (GO): cytosol
Molecular function (GO): aldose reductase (NADPH) activity
Source: RefSeq, a predicted model, not a curated record
CUCAUAGGAGUCGAGCUGAUCUGUCGUUUUAAUCCUGCUUAUUAACUUUGCAUGCAAUGAUGUGGAAACUUUAUUGCAUAAUUUCAUUGUUUAUAGAAGUUGCGUUUUGUAAUACCGUUCCCAGCAAUGGCCUAGCUCCAUUGAUCCCGUUAAAUGAUGGGAACACCAUCCCAUCGUUUGGUCUCGGUACAUGGCUCGGUUUUAAAGACAAGGGUCUUCCAGUGCAGACAUCCAGUGAGUCAGUAGUGAAAGCAGUUGAGGCGGCGAUUGAUGCUGGCUACAGACACAUUGACACCGCUCGAAUAUAUGACACAGAGGCCGAGGUCGGAAAAGCGGUUAACAAGAAGAUACAAGAUGGCGUCGUCAAGAGAGAGGAUCUGUUCAUAACUACUAAGCUUUGGAAUGACAAACACGCCCGUGAAGACGUAGUGCCGGCGCUCCGGGAGUCUCUCGCCCGACUGAACUUGGACUACGUCGACCUCUACCUCAUCCAUUGGCCAUUUGCAACUUAUCCAAAUAACACAAUCGAUGACAACAUAGACUUUAUCGAGACCUGGCAGGGCAUGGUAGAAGCCAAGCGGCUAGGUCUGACGAAAUCCAUCGGGAUCUGCAACUUCAAUAUAAACCAGCUGGAGAGGCUGAUGAAAAGUAGUGACGUCGUCCCAGCUGUAUUGCAAAUUGAGGUUAACCUAAAUCUCCAACAAGACCAGCUACGGCAGUACUGCCGCGAUCACAACAUCACAGUGAUGGGAUACACGCCCUUUGGCAUGUUGUUCCCUAACAAAGCUACCCCCAACGCACCGCCACCACGCGUCGACGACCCUCAGCUGGUGGCCGUAGCGAAGAAAUAUGGAAAGACGGUGCCUCAGAUCGUUUUAAGAUAUUUGUUCGAGCUCGGCGUUGUGCCGAUACCGAAGUCGGUAAACGUGGACCGAGUAAAAGAGAACAUUGGCAUCUUUGACUUCGAACUAAAAAAAGAAGAUAGAGACCUUCUCAAGAGCUACAACAAGAACUUCAGAACUAUUGAUCUAAGUGGACCUUGGGGAAUGUCAAAGAACUAUCCCUUUGAGAUUAAUGAGUAGUUUUGAAGUAAUAAAGGUACAACUAAUGAUUUAAAAAAUAAUAAUAAUAA